Phyllotreta striolata is the source of this 2936-nucleotide messenger RNA. NCBI's taxonomy places the organism in Eukaryota, Metazoa, Arthropoda, Insecta, Coleoptera, Chrysomelidae. The record is from the annotation of a GenBank genome assembly.
UUGUUAUCAAAGUUUAUAAAAGUUAUAGAUUGGUGUUGAUUUGGCCUAAUUUCUUUUCAUACAAUUACUUUUUAAUAUUUAUACUUUAAAAAUGAGCAAUUGGUCAUGUUCAGUGAUUUCUGAUGAUGAGGAUGAAGAGAUUGUAAACACUCGUAAUAAAAAAACGAAAUCUACUCGAAGUUUGAAGAAAGAAUCGUCAUUUGUUCUAAUUUCUGACGAUGAAGAGGAACCACCUGUGAGAAUCGCAAAGCGAAUUAAAAAUGAAAAAAAUAAACCAAAUAAUGAGAUUAUGCUAACUUCCGAUGAUAGCGAUGAAGAUGAUACUACGAUUGUUAUACCUAAGACUGAAAAGAGUGUUAAAAAGGAAAAAAUCGAUGUAAGAAAUAUUGACAAUAUUGAACCUGCCUCUUCAAGUUCCACUGAAAAUAACCAACGUUCAAUGAAGAUUUCAAAUCGCCAGCCUAUGAAAAGAAAAAAUAAUUGUACAGAUAAUCACAUCGAUGUUAAAUUAGAAAAACUUGACAAGCCUUACAAACCGCAGGCGAAGAGAAUUAAAUUAGAGCCAGGAAAAGAAUCGGUAAAGAUAGAACCAAUUUGGGAAGAUUACCAAUUAUUGGCGGAAAAUUUGAAUUUAAGUGAUGGUGUUGCACAAAAUGUCGUUCAGCUUUUCUCCGAAGGAAAUACGAUUCCUUUUAUUGCUCGAUAUCGAAGAGCAGCAACAGAAAAUAUGUCGCCUGAAACAUUGAGAGAAGCCAGGAACGUCUACGAUGAUAUUUGCUUAUUAAAGCAUGAAAUUGGUACAUUUGCAAGCGAGUUGCAAAAAACCGGGAACCUCACAGAAACGCUAGAAACUACCAUUAAAUUAACUAAAAAUUUAGAAGAAUUGGAAAUUAUUAGGGCUCCAUUUAAACCAGAAGCUAAAAAGACUUUGGCUGAGAGAGCAAAAGCACUCGGUUUAGAAAAACCAGCGAUGGAUUUACUACAAAACAAUUCUAAUACGGACUUAACAAAAUUUAUCAGUGGCAAUCAAGAGGAGCUUAAUAACGCAGAAAAAGGAAUAGUGCACAUAAUAGCGCAGAGAAUUGCGACAGACACUGAUGUUCUAACAUACCUAAGGGAUUUGAGAAAACACACUAAAUUUGCAAUCGAAACGAAAAAGCACAAAGUAUCCAAACAGAAAUCUGACAAACCCAAAAAAGGCGAAAAGAAACAAUUAGAUGUAUCGGUGUUUGAGCAAUACUUUAAUUUUUCCGGGUUCGCUCACUCAAUCAAACCACAUACGGUAUUAGCCAUAAACAGAGGCGAGUCUCAUAAAAUACUCUCGGUAAAAGUUGUAGUUCCCGAAUAUCUGUAUAAAAAAUUUCAUCAAUUUUGUAUUCAAAAAUGGUCCGUCCGCGAUGGAAUUAGAAAAACUGUAAUAGAAGAAGCCAUUAAAGAUUCAUAUAAUAGGUUGGUGGAACCUUUCAUAGUAAGGGAAAUUCGCUCUGAAUUGAAAGCAAUGGCCGAAAAGGCGUCUUACGAUGUAUUCGGUAAAAACCUCAAACAAAUAUUAAUGGCUGCGCCCAUAAAGGGACAGGCCAUUUUGGGUAUCGAUCCAGGUUUUACCCACGGCUGUAAAAUUGCUGUGAUAUCUCCUAUAGGAGCAGUCUUAGAUCACACAGUAAUUUAUCCUCAUUCCACCCAUAAUAAAAAACAAACAGCAGCCAAAGAACUGAAGCGCCUAUUACAAGAAAACGAAUGUACUCUAAUAGCCCUCGGAGACGGAACGGCUUGCAAAGAAACCGAGCAAUGGUUAACGGAAUUAAUCAGCCAAAAAUACUUCCACACGAACGAUGUAAAGUACACAAUUGUUAGCGAAGACGGAGCCUCCAUUUACUCGUGCAGUCCCGAAGCAAAAAAAGAAUUCGGCGAAUUGGAUACCAACAUCAUCAGUGCAGUUUCAUUAGCGCGACGAAUUCAAGACCCCAUGGCCGAGUUAGUGAAAGUCGAUCCGAAGCACCUGGGCGUAGGAAUGUACCAACACGACCUCAAGCAAAAAAGGCUGGACGAAGUCCUCGAGGAAAUCGUUUCCGAGUGCGUCAGUUUCGUUGGAGUGGAUUUGAACACCUCAUCGCAGGCUCUACUCAGGCGAGUGGCUGGGUUGACGGACAAACGCGCCAGCGAAAUCGUCAAAUACAGGGAACGCAACGGGCCGUUUACCUGCCGCAGCGAAAUCAAAAACGUCCCGGGAAUCGGGCCCAAAGCGUUCCAGCAAUGCGCCGGUUUCCUGCGAAUCGGGCCCACGAACGCGACGUCGUUCGAGGAGUUUUACAAGCGUCCCAACACCACGAAGCUCGACCAAACGUACAUUCACCCCGAAUCCUACGAGGUGGCGCUGCAGUUGUUGAAAGAGCUGAAGCUGCGGGUGAACGACAUCGGGGAGCCUGGUUUCGUCGAUAAAAUCGCGUCGUGUAGAAGUAAAUUCGGAGAUUCGAAGUUGAACGUCGGCGGGGUGCUGGAUUUGGUAUUCGAAGCCCUUUCGAAACCUCUCAAUUACGAUCUCAGGACGGAAAUAUCGCAAACGGCUUUCUUCUCUACAGGUCUCAGGAACAUCGACGACUUGAAAGAAGGUGAUCAAGUCAUGGGCAGGGUGAAGAACGUUACCCAUUUCGGUUGUUUCGUGGAUAUAGGAGUAGGAAGAGAUGGCUUGAUUCAUUGCAGCAAUUUUAAUGAGUUUCAAUUGCAAGUGGGUGAUAGGGUGGAAGUUGUGGUGCUGAGGCUUGAUAGAGAACGGAAGAGAAUUCAAUUAGGUCCAAUAGCGAAAUUGUAAUGGCACUUUUGUUAAAUAUUACUUAAGUAUUACACUAAUUUUAAUGAGAAAAUUAAUUAUUUUUUUAAACUGUAUUUAUCUCAUGAAUGUUUUCAUUGUACAGAAGUAGAAUAAAGUUUUUUUUUAA